GCAGUGCUGCAGGCGCAGAACGCCAUGCGCCAUGUCAAAACUUCGGCAUUACAGGUCCAUGGAUCAGCCCAGCACCAGCGUCGUCAUACGCAAAAAGACGAUGACGGCCGUUUGUUUCGUGUGCAACCUGCCGAUAAUGUCGCAUCAGGUGGGCCUGGUAUGGCAGGGAGGCAACGGCUGGGACGACUUGGUCCGGGAACAGCUGGAGGAGUCGACGAUCCGUCAACGUUUGGGAGGACGUCGCGAUUCGGCGGCACAGAUCACCACACCGCCGAGCCAAUCGCCGCCGCCUGGCCUGCAGCGGCGUCGCCGCAGUUCGUUGGCCCAGCUAACCGAUAUACUGAGGGAAUGGAGCGGUGGGGCGAACCGUCAGCAGCAGCAACAGCAACAACAACAACAGCAACAACAACAGCAGCAACAGCAGGCGGCUCGCAACAGAUCGCAAUUGAAUCGUCGGGAGACACUGGCAGAUUUGGCGCGCAGUCUACCAUGGCGCACAUCGACCACAGCGGACGCGAGCACCGGGGCUGGUGCCAGCUGUACCGUUACGUAUGUGACGCCGCGGAAGCGUCGGGAGUCGAGCGCAGACUCGGGCGCACGGGGCAUACGCUCCCGUCGCGAGUCCCAGACAACGGCAACGGGCAGCAGCAACGUCGUCACCAUCACCACCGCGACAAGCGCCUCGACCGAAUCUGCGAGGCACUGGCACCGGAGGGAGAGCUCCACUGCUGAAGAACCACAGCAGUCAUCAACUGGCGGUGGCAGCAGCACCACUGCCUCCGUGCCCGUCGUCAUCGAGUGCACGAAGAGCGCUUCGCGACGCGGCUCCGGCGAAAGUUAUCCGUCGGGCAGCCGUCGCGACAGUAGUGUUGCUGGACGUGUAACAACUCCGCCUCCACCAGCCAAAUACCAAAUAACCAAGAAACGUGACUCACUGGCCGCACCGGAAUUUCCCAUUUUCCGGCAGGAGCAGCGUCCCUCGACCAGCUCCGCCGGCUCCAACUCAGACUCAAUAAGCGUACCACAAAUUUCAACAAGCAACUAUCACUCACAUCAGCAGGUGGACACCGCCUGCCAGGCCCUGCCGCCGCCGACAAUUAUCACCAGUUCCGUAACGCCGCCGGCGACCAGUCCGACAGCUCCGAAGGGUCGCCGUGACUCUACCACGCAAUGUGGCCGAGGCCAACGGCGCGACUCCAAGGCAGGUAUCAGUCCGGAACGUGUGCCCCGGCUGCAGCGAUUGCAGCGUCAGGCGACCGCCUUCGAUGAGAGCUGUCUGCCCGGCGGCAGCCGACGCGGCUCGCAGCCAGCGCUCAGUCCAGAUCCACCCGAGGAUUGCGAGCGUCGCACCUCGCGACGAGACUCCCUCUCGCCAGACAGCGCUUCGCGGGGCGGGCGACGCGAUUCCCGGACCCAUCUCUCUCCGGAUCGAUCGCAUGAGCGCGACGGCAGUCCCAGGCGACACACGUUGCGGCGCCAAAGCAGCUCGGCGGCACGUUCGCCACGCUCCCCGGACUCCAACAGCUGCUCCUCGUCGCGGGACCCGAGUCCCUGCUCCCGCCCUCAACCACCGAAUGUGGAGCAGAAUCAGCGGCCAGCCAUCCGGCGGCAGUCCACCACCGAGGAGAUUCUCAUCGCACGCGGCUUUCGACGACAGUCGACCACUGAGGAAAUGAUACGCUGUCGCAACUUUCGACGCCAGAGCUCCCAAAGCGACGAUGUCUGCCGGUAUCGUGGCCGACGCGACUCAUCAGCCCAGAUUAUUGAUGGCACCAUUGGCACCAUGACCGUGGAAACAACUAGCACAUUCUUUGACUCCAGCACUCAGACAGAGCCGUCUCCACUUUAUGAUAAUAACCAUUACCACGAGGAAUGUCUACGAUGCAAUUCAUGUGGGCUUAACUUGACGGGUCCGAAUCAAAAGCGUGCUAGGAGAUUCAAGAACCAAAUACUGUGCGAUUUGCAUUUCGCGGACGUGGCGCUAAUGGAAUGCUCCGAUUUUAUGCAACAGCUGCGGAGCUUCAAGCCUCAAUCUCUGGGCUGUGCGGUCGCGAGACGCAAGAGCUCAACGACGCUAAUAUUUCCAUUGCCGCCGCAGGCUUGCUCAGACGAGUUCUGUGAGGAAUAUCCUCAUAAUUUGAUGCCCACACCCGGAUAUUGGAUUGAGUGCUCGCGUCAAAAGAUAACACUUCAAACACCGCACACCAUCUGGGAUGAGAGCGAUUCAGAGCAUGAGGAUAUUCGCGCUGGCAGCGCCAGCGAUGCGUAUUUGGAGCGCGAAUGCAGUGAUCUCUAUGAGGAUGAUGAGGACUCGGAGGCGACUCCGAGUCCAAGGAAGAAGACAACCAUCGAGGAGCAAUGGGAUCAGCAGGGCGCCUUCGAACUUAUCUCAGUGGAGCAGGAGACCUAUGAGAAGUAUUUCUAUGGUACCGAACAUUGGAAUUACUUUACCAGUGAUGAGGAUCUGGGCCCCGUUAUCCUAUCAAUCAAACAGGAGACGCUCAAUGGGCGCGAUCAAUUCCGAAUUCUGGUUCGCGCUGGCUCCUACACGGUACAUGGACUGAUACCGGCCUCCUGCGUAUUUGCCGAUAGAUAUAAUCGUGAGGAGGUAGUUAGAUCUUUAGGCAAAGAAGUUAACUUAAAUCCACCAUUAACAUUAGGACAACUACCCGAUACGCCAGAGGAAUUAUUAAAAUUAGAUCAGGUUUUCAUAAAAUCCGAACUUAAAGUCGGCGUCAUAUUUGUCAAAGAGGAUCAAUAUUCGGAAGAGCAAAUUUUGGACAAUAAUGAAAAUUCACCGCUCUUCGAUGAGUUCCUAACGCUGCUCGGAGAUCGCGUACGCCUACGCGGAUUCGAUAAAUACAAAGGUGGCCUUGACACGGUGCACGACCUAACCGGUCUAUUCUCCGUUUAUACAAACUGGCGCAACAUUGAGAUCAUGUUCCAUGUGUCCACGCUGCUGCCAUAUGAGAAGCACGAUCCCCAGAAAUUGCAACGCAAACGUCACAUUGGCAACGAUAUCGUCUGCGUGGUAUUCCUUGAAGCCGACAACACUCGCUUCAGUCCAGCCUGCAUCAAAAGCCACUUCCUGCACACCUUCAUACUGGUGCGUGUAUCGGCUCGCAUUAAACACAAGCCGACACGCUACGAGGUGUCUGUCGUGACACGAGACGAGGUCGGCGCCUACAAGCCCUAUCUGUGGGAGCAGUCCGUGUUCGAGAAGGGUCCGAUGUUUCGCGAGUGGCUAUUGACGAAGAUUGUGAAUGGAGAGCGUGCCUCGUAUUCGGCACCAAAGUUCGCCCGGAUGCAGGAGAGAACUCGAUCGCAGAUGCUCGAGGAUCUGGUGAUGAAUCUAUCGAAUCAUGCGGAAACUGGUCAAAUACCGAAGCCGUAUAGGCGGGGCUCCUGGCGACCCAUUGGCCAUAUGAGACCCUCGUCACCGCUGCUGGACUCAGUUAGGGAUCAGUUCGAGGACUAUGAUCAAUUGGCAAAAGACUUUACGCGUGUAUUCCUAAACGAAGAACCAUCGUGCCUCACAAAUGCCCAUCUUUUCGACGUGGUCUUCCUGGUGGGCCAAUCGAAGCAAAAGGCCCGCUUAAUUGGCGUACGGGCCAUUUUGGGCGUACGAAGUCGUGUCUUUCAGGAAAUGUUAUAUGGCAUACAGACGGGCUUCGGAUCGCCGCAAAUACCCGUCGCUGAGAUCUUUGCACGCCCAGCACCAUCGCUUGUAUCCCCACAGAAUCAGAAGCCCAAAUCCAAUAACUAUUUAACCGUACCCGAUUCGGACUCAAUACGGCCAAAAAGUGUACCCUCAUCGCCAAUGGUGAAGCGGGCCUUCUCACGACUGGGAACAAUAACGGCUGGCUGGGGACGAUCCAUACGCAAUAAGAACUCAAAUCAAUUAAAUCCGGAUGACAAAAAGAAAUGGAUAUCGUCGACAGAUUGUUCGAACAGAGAUAGCAAAGACAAGGAUAAAGAUAAGCCGGGCAGCAACCAAUUGGCCGUACCCCGUCUCUCCGUCUGCGCCGAUGCCCAAAAGGUGGACCGUGCCAAACUGGCCCAAACGGAAUUCAACAUCAUCGAAUUCGAUCCGGAUACGUUUCGGGUGCUGCUCGACUAUCUGCAUACGGGCACCUGUCCACUAACCUGUGUCUCAAUACCAGGUCUUCUCUGCGCCGCAGAGCACUAUGAUCUACCGGAACUGUUGCAGGCAUGUUUCCAUCAUUGCAAGCAGUUUUUGCGCAUUGAGGUCGUCUGCCCGAUGCUGAUUUCGCUGGAGAACUACUACUGGCGCUACACAUCCGCCUCCGAGUUGGUCAACAUGAUACUAUCCUUUGUGGAGAGCAAGGCGCAUGCCCUGUUUAAAUGCCCGGAAUUCCUACAUCUGUCCGAAUCGAUGGUGCAGAUGAUCAUGUGCCGUGAGCUGCAAACGCCCGAGAUACGUAAAUUUGAGGCGAUGCUCGCGUGGGCGCGUCACAAGGUUGCCAAGCUCAAGAAUCACCCCAACAAGGAUACCCAAUUCGAGUUCGAGUGCAUCAUGGAGCGUUUGACACGUGACCUAAACCUGUGCCGCAUCUCGCCAAGUGAACUGUUGACCGUCGUCCUGCCAUCCAAGUCGAUGAAAAACGAACGAAUCAUGGAGACGCUGAUGGUGCAGGUGAAUCUGGGCACAUAUCGGAUGCCCGAAUUGGAUGUGUACCGUCAGCAGUUGCGACAGCAGGAGUCCGCCGAGGCCACCGUGCAAGUCCAUCGGGGUGGAUGAGACAGUAAGAAUGUGAGCUUCGAUUUGGAGCAGCAACAGCAGCAGCAGUCGCUCUCGCUAGCCCUGACCACUGUCGCAACCACCGCGGAUAAUACAACAAACACAACCAGAUCGGACUUUGGAACAAUAACAUCAAUCACAACCACAAUCACAAGCACAACAAC
Molecule: messenger RNA, 4926 nt
Organism: Drosophila grimshawi
Lineage: Eukaryota; Metazoa; Arthropoda; Insecta; Diptera; Drosophilidae
Exons: 17
Coding region: 32-4762 (1576 amino acids)
Biological process (GO): regulation of small GTPase mediated signal transduction; activation of GTPase activity
Cellular component (GO): cytoplasm
Molecular function (GO): protein binding; GTPase activator activity
Source: RefSeq, a predicted model, not a curated record